AUGGAGCAGGGCCAGCCAGACCAGGAAUCCGAGCAGGAGGACCCCGAGCAGGGCUCCGAACAGGAAGACGAGGGAGAGCAGCGCAGCCUACAGUUUGACGAAGAGCUCUCGUGGCGACCAGCCAAGUCAAUUCCCGUCGGCACGCUCCUGGACCGUCUCGAGAGGCUCUCCAAAGAGCUUGCCGACCUCGACCAGGGCGCAACCGACCUCGAGUCACUCAAGGAUGUCGCCAGCAAGCUCGGCCAUCGCAACCUCUUGCAGCACAGGGACCGCGGCGUCAAGGCCUACACCGCGUGCUGUUUGGUUGAUAUUUUGCGGCUCUAUGUCCCCGACGCCCCCUUGACCGACGACCAGCUCAAGAUGAUGUUUACUUUGUUCAUCAAGGACAUCCUACCGGCUCUUCACAAUCCGACAGAUCCUUACGACAGCCAGCACAAAUAUGUCUUGAUGUCUCUUACCGAUGUCAAGAGUAUUCUCCUCAUCACCGAAGUUCAUGGUGCAGAUGAACUCCUCUUGCGUCUCUUCAACUCCACCUUUGAUGGAGUAUCGACAGCCUCCAAAGCUGCCUCCGAAGAACAGGUCGCCAAGGAUGUCGAAAUACAUUUGACCGAGAUGCUCAUCCAGUUAAUCGACGAGUCUGGCAGUGUAUCGGCUUCGAUCAUUGACGCCAUCAUUAGCCAGUUCUUGCGAGCUGCUACUCCCGGAGGAAAUCGAAAUCGAGAACAGAACGGCAAUCAGUCUACCCUCCUCGUCAAAACGGAGCCCCCUGCAUACGUCAUGGCCAAGAACAUCUGCAACGGAUGCUCGGACAAAAUGGCCCGCUAUGUGAGCCAGUACUUCAGCGAUGUCAUCCUCAAUGCAUCUGGGUUUGCCACAAAAGCCAAUGGCCAUCGACAGGGAGACGACUCGGAUGAUGAAGACGGCACCUCAGGACCUUCAGACGCAGAUUUGAAGAGCCUACGCCAGGCUCAUCUCCUCAUCCGUGAGCUCUGGCGAGCUGCCCCAGCCGUCCUCCAGAAUGUUGUCCCUCAGAUCGAGGCCGAACUCUCCGCGGACAACAUCCACCUCCGCCAAAUUGCCACUGAGACCAUUGGAGAUAUGGUCUCCGGGAUCGGCGCUGCAGGACCUCCCCCUCCCCCAGGGCUGGACCCAACUGCUUACCCUCCACUCAGACUCCUGGACGAUGCACCAGCAACGCCUACUGAUGAAAAUGUCCUAACCAAGCCCUACUCUCCGCAGUCUUUCGCUCAAACUCACCACGUUGCCUAUCGCAACUUUGUUGGCCGAAAGAAUGACAAGACUGGCACCAUUCGCACAGCAUGGGUCUCGGCCGCCGGUUACAUCCUAUCCACGUCUGCUGGCGGUAUUGGUCUAAGUCGAGAGGACGAGAGCGAACUCAUCAAAGGAUUGGCAGACAAGCUGAACGACAGCGAAGAGAAGGUCCGAUUAGCUGCCGUCAAAGCCAUCGAGCUCUUCGAAUUCCGUGACAUCAUCCUGAAGCUUGGCGCCAAUGGCGGUGUUGAGAAGGAGGGGUCCAUCUUCGCGAGCCUUGCCGACCGGUGUCGAGACAGGAAACCCGCCGUGCGAGUCGAUGCAAUGGUUCUUCUUGGAAAGCUUUGGGCUGUCGGUGCCGAAGAGCUAGCCGAAGGCCAGGAGGCCGUCACGGCUUGUCUCGGUGGAGUUCCAUCUCGCAUUAUCAAUGCAUUCUAUGCCAAUGACCCCGAUCUAAACAUCCUGUUGGAUCGUGUCAUGUUCGAGUGCCUUGUCCCUCUCAAGUACCCUGCGAUCAAGGGAAAGGGGCAAAAGGCUGCUGCCGGGGGUUCUCAGUCCCAAGGACAGGCAAAUGGAAGCCAGACCGAUCAAGACAAAAUCCGAGCUGAGAGAAUCUUGCUGAUGUUGAAGUCGCUCGAUGCCCCUGCCAAGAAGGCCUUCUUCGCCAUGCAGGCUCGCCAGCCGCAGGUCGCCAAAGGUGUUGCUGUGUUCAUCCAGCAAUGCGAGGCGUACAACGGUGGUGUCAUCGAUUCAAACGAGGAGAAGGUCAAGGCCGGUUUGAACAAGACCUUGCAAUGGUUCGGUACAUUCUUCCCCGAUCCGCUUAGGGUUCGCAGCGAUCUUCAAAAGUUCGCAAAGCUCAAUGAGCGCCGCAACUACCAACUCAUGAAGUUUGCCAUUGGUUCGGACAGCGACUACAAGACCGUGCGAAGGGCGAUCAAUGAGUUGAUUGCCAAAAUUCAGGCUAGCUCGGCAGCGAGCUGCCUGGACACCCUCAUUCCCCUCUUGUAUCGCUCCAGCUCUCUCAUGUUCAACCGAAGUCACCUUUCAACCAUCAUGGAUUACUCCAAGAACGACAAGGACGGGUUUGCCACGGUUGCUCACGAGAUUCUCAACGAUAUUUCACAACGUAACCCAGAUCUGUUCAAGGCUCAUUCAGAGAACCUGCGCAAAGAGAUCAUUAGCCAAGUGCCAUCAGAAACGCGACCUAACGACCCCGGUCUGGUGGAUAUCCUCAAAGCGUACUCCUCAUACUCCAAAAGAUAUCCCGACGACAUCACGUACGAUAGGAAGUUCAUCCAGGUCCUCAUGGAAUAUGCACUCUAUGGCACUCCCCCCAGAGCCGCAAAGUAUGCCGUGAACAUUCUACUCGCCAAGAACGACGACAAGAGCAAGGUCACUGCCACCACGCUUCUCCAGAAAGUCAUGAAGGAUUGGGACUAUGGGUCACCUCAUUUCCUCAACCGGCUGGCCGCUGUUAGCCAGCUGGGGCGACUUGCACCAACAGUUACCGUGGACUUCGACGAUGCGAUUCAUGAACUUACCAUCAAAAAGAUCUUGCGCCAAGUUCGUACAGAGGAAGAGGACCCCAAGGUUUCGUGGGUUAACGAUGCGGAUAUGAAUGAGGAGCUCCAAGCGAAGUGCCUCGCUCUGAAAACACUGGUCAAUCAGGUGCUUGCAAAUGAGCAGCAGCCCGAUGCCGAUGAGCGAGUUAAGCCUGUGUUCAAGCUGCUCAAGACGAUUGUCGUGAUGGAGGGAGAGUUUUGCAAGGUCAAGGACACCCCCUUGGCCCAUAAGAAACGCCUCAGGCUUCUUGCUGGUCAGUUGAUCUUGAAGCUCUGCACCGUCCGGAAGUAUGACGAUCAGUUGGACGCGGCAAGCUUUAACAAAUUGGCCGAGCUUGUGCAAGAUAGCGAGCUUCAGGUCCGUCGUCGGUUCAUGGAGAAGCUCCAGAACUACCUCACCAGGGGCCGGCUGCGUGCGAGAUUCUACACAAUCCUCUUCCUGGUUGCUUUUGAGCCAGUGACAGAGUUGAAGAGCAGGGUAGAGACUUGGAUCAGGUCUCGUGUGAGAUACUACGCCGAGACUGAGAGGAAUAUCAUGGAGGCCAUGAUGGGAAGGCUGAUUCCUUUGCUGGCUCACCACCCCGAUUACAGCUCAGAUGCUCAUGAUCUCGCUGACUUCGCCAACUACUUCUUGUUUUACCUGGGUGUCGUAGCUUCUGAGGAGAACAUUUCCCUGAUCUACAAAUACGCCGAAAGGGUUAAGCAGACUCGGGACGGUAUCAACCCCGAGGCAAGCGACAGGCUCUAUGUUUUGAGUGACCUCGCACAGGCCGUCGUUCGGAAGUGGCAGGAGAAGAGGAGUUGGGUUUUCCAAGCCUGGCCAGGCAAGGUUGGUCUGCCAACCGGACUCUACCAGGCCCUUCCCUCCAGCGAAGUGGCUCAAGAAAUUGCCAAGAAGCAAUACAUUCCAGAUGAGCUGGAUGAAAAGCUAGAUGAUUUGAUCAGGGCCCUGGAUCGCAAGAAGAAACGUAAGUCCAUGAGUGAGCGGAAUGAUCCUCCUGCCAAGCGGGCUAGGACACAAAUCAAGACCGUGAUUCGGGAAAAACGUGUCGGCAAGAGCAAGUCGGCAAAGGCGAAGAAGAGCAGUAAGGUUAGAAAGCCUAGGCCUUCCAAGGGCGACUCAUCCCCGCCUCCUGGGGAGCGCCGCCGGAGCGGUCGUGCUCACCGGGUAUCUGUCUACACCGAGCGAGAUGAUGAGGAAGACGAGGAGGAAAUGCUGGAAGGCGUGGCUGAGUGGGAGUAUGAAAAGGACAACUCGGAUCGGGAUUCAGAGCUAUCGGACGCCCCCUCGGAUGAUGAUGGAGACAACAAUGGUGACAGCGACGCGGAAUCGGAAGACGACGCGCCACCAAAGGACGAUGAGGAGGCCCCCGAGUCCGAGGAGGAGCCCGAGCCGCCCAAGUCCAAUGGAAGCAAGACAGCUGCUAAGGCCAGCGCGUUGGCAGAGGGGCAGCGUGCCUCUCGGUCAACUAGGUCGCGUCGGGGCGGCAAGGACGAGAUGGACGUGGACAGCGACGAAUGA
Molecule: messenger RNA, 4359 nt
Organism: Ilyonectria robusta
Lineage: Eukaryota; Fungi; Ascomycota; Sordariomycetes; Hypocreales; Nectriaceae
Product: armadillo-type protein
Exons: 3
Coding region: 1-4359 (1452 amino acids)
Biological process (GO): DNA repair; mitotic sister chromatid cohesion
Cellular component (GO): chromatin; nucleus
Source: RefSeq, a predicted model, not a curated record